Empidonax traillii (willow flycatcher) is the source of this 307-nucleotide messenger RNA. Its product is annotated as attractin-like. Bases 1 to 276 code for a protein of 91 amino acids. NCBI's taxonomy places the organism in Eukaryota, Metazoa, Chordata, Aves, Passeriformes, Tyrannidae. The record is from RefSeq and is a predicted model, not a curated record. Gene Ontology annotation, cellular component: Golgi apparatus. The transcript has 3 exons.
AUGUUUGCCUUUGUUUUCUCCUCUCCCAGGCUCACUGAACCUUCAGGGUACGUCACGGAUGGGCCUGGGAAUUACAAAUACAAGACAAAAUGCACCUGGCUCAUUGAGGGAAGGCCAAACACAAUCCUCAGGCUUCGGUUCAAUCACUUUGCCACGGAGUGCAGCUGGGACCACCUGUACGUGUACGAUGGAGACUCCAUUUACGCUCCCUUACUGGCAGCUUUCAGGGGCAAGAUGAGACUGUGUCAACGUUGCAGCUUCAAAAAUCUGCAGUAAAAGAGCGGGGAGGAAACAAAUCCAGAAGAAA